This is a messenger RNA of Solanum lycopersicum (tomato), 504 nucleotides long. RefSeq lists its product as uncharacterized. Gene Ontology annotation, biological process: regulation of transcription by RNA polymerase II. The record is from RefSeq and is a predicted model, not a curated record. Lineage: Eukaryota; Viridiplantae; Streptophyta; Magnoliopsida; Solanales; Solanaceae. Gene Ontology annotation, molecular function: DNA-binding transcription factor activity, RNA polymerase II-specific; RNA polymerase II cis-regulatory region sequence-specific DNA binding; protein dimerization activity.
AUGGAAUCAAAAAAUUCCAAUGUUGAUUCAGCAGUUGCAAAAGAUAAACGUGGUGAGGGUGGUAAAAUCUCAAAAAUGCAAAAAGCAUUGUUCAAAAAAGCAAGCGACCUAUCCAUAUUGUGUGGAAUUCAGGUCGCCAUCAUAAUUCUCUUCAUUAACCGUCAACCAAUUGUAUUUGGAAAGCCUGAUGCAGAAUCGGUUAUUAACCAGUUCAUUGAGGCCAACCAUCCAACCGCACCUCGAUUUUAUAUGAAGAUGAAAAAGAAGGAAGAAGAAAAUAAGGAGAAAGGAAAAUCCAUUGAAGAUGAUAUACAAUCACAAGAUUUUGAGUCUCCUUAUUUGGGAAGUCUUUUAAAGUUGUACGAAGGGCUCACAGAAUUUGAAAAUCAAUUGACUAAAGAGAUUGAUCUCACACAAUUGAAUCAAGAGAUUGAGAAGCAUGAAGAUCCAAAAUUAAUGAAUGUGGCUAGUUCUUCGACUUUACCAACUAAUUUUAGUCCAUAG